This is a messenger RNA of Emiliania huxleyi CCMP1516, 501 nucleotides long. RefSeq lists its product as hypothetical. The transcript is spliced from 2 exons. NCBI's taxonomy places the organism in Eukaryota, Haptophyta, Isochrysidales, Noelaerhabdaceae. The record is from RefSeq and is a predicted model, not a curated record. The annotation marks the transcript as partial.
AUGUCACCAAAGCUUCACAUUUCGCGGCGGACCACUGCCCUGCUGCUGAUUGAGUACCAGAAUGAAUUCACGGACCCGCGGGGCGGGCUGUAUGCCUCCGUGCGAGUCGUGCUGGAGGCCACGCGCAUGCUUCAGAAAAGCCUUGAGCUUAUCGCUGGCGCGCGCGAGCGAGGUGUGCUAAUCAUCCACUGUCCAAAUGUGGUCGACCCAAAGGUCGCUUCUGCCGACGCACGUGCUGGCAUGAUGACCGGCCUCUAUCGCGGCCUCUUCUUGCGCGGCUCAUGGGGCGCCGAGAUGUCUGAUGUGGUGCUGCAGAACAAACAGGGCCUUGAUUGCUUCACGGGCACCAACCUCGAGGCAAUCUUGCAGGAGUACUCCAUCAGCACCGUUGGGCUAUGUGGCUUCCUCGCCAACGUCUGUGUUGAGUCGACUAUGCGCACCGCCUUCGACAAGGGGCUGCACGUCGUGACGCUUACGGACUGCGUCGCGGCGACGUCGCUC